AAUGGCUACUGUUCCACCAACCGGUGGAAUUUUAGAAGCAGUGUUUGAAGAAUAUUACACAAAAAUAGCACGACCUUCUACCGAAAAAAUUUGUGAAUUAACAAACGAAGUUUAUGCAUUACUUGAAAAAUUAAUACCAAAAUUAAAGGUUUUGUUGGCAAAAGUUGGAGCUAAGUUUUUGAAAGUUGAAUAUUGCGGAAGUGUUUUUAAUGGAACUUGUACAAGUGACUGUCCAAUUGCUGAUGUACUUAUAGUUCUUGAUAAAAAAGAGACUAAAAUCAAAUCAAAAGAACCUGGUUUUAAAUGGUUGCUGGCAGAACGAUUUAAAACGGAUGGACCAAAAAAAGACGGUUAUAGAUGGGCCAGAUGUUCAGACGGUAUUCACUUAUCAAGUCAAAUGCUCUUAGACAACUUGUACCGUUGUACAAAAACAUCUCUUAUGACAUCUCCAGACAUAACUGUUUCGAAAAAUACGAACGAAAAUGUCGUAGAAGUGAGAAAAGACAAAAAAAUAAUAUACUUUACCCCAGCUUUGAAUUUAGAUGGAAACUCUUUUGCCGUAAGCAGAUUUUACGCUAAUGAUUCCUAUCAAACUAAUGAACUUUACUGGAGACUUCAUCAUGAUAAAAAGACUACGUCCCUAUUGUCGAUCUGUGAUAAGGCAGACGAAGGAGUUCGACGAAAAUCACUAAUUAUAUUAAAGUCAUUUUUUAGACGAGAACCAAGUUUAAGUUACUUAAAGAAUCAUCAUAUUCUACACGCAACUUUGCACAGUCUCGACUUAGAAGUUGAUCAUAUUCAAAGAUGGCAAAAAUGGCGAUUGGAUGGAACUGUCUUAAGAAUAUUAGAAGAAAUUAAGUUGAAUUUAAAAAACAAUUUUAUGGCGGAUUUUUUUAUACCAGGUAGAAACUUAUUCUAUGGCAUUGAGAAGAGUUGUAUAGCUAAUAUGCUAAGUAGACUGACUUUCAUUCUAGAUCAUCAUUGUUAUUUCGCCAGAUUAUUACAUAAACAAUGGCGAGAUAUAGCAUUUGAAGAAGAUACAGGCUGA
Molecule: messenger RNA, 1048 nt
Organism: Dimorphilus gyrociliatus
Lineage: Eukaryota; Metazoa; Annelida; Polychaeta; Dinophilidae
Source: the annotation of a GenBank genome assembly